AUGGAAAGAGGUGAACCAUCAGGAGGUGACCCAUCUUUGAUGGAGCCUACUGGUGGUAUCAAUGACCCAUCUUUGAUGGGGCCGCUUUGUGUUAUUGACUACCCAUCUUUGAUGGGGCCGUUUGGUGGUGUUGGCGGUGGGCUUCAAUCACAAAUGAACGAUACACCUGAAAAUGGUCCAAGCAAUCAGUCUGUGGAAGUGCAUGCAAACAAUGGUAAUGAAGAAAGCCCCGGUGAUGGUGCCGCUAGAAUCACUGAGGUUGGUUCGAGCACCGCAGGCAAAAACAAGAAGAAACGCGGUGAUCGCCAGGAUGGUCCACAGCCAAACAAGAGGUCGCUACACAGGGUCACCAGCCAGCAGUUAGAAAUACUUGAAGGAUUCUUCAGCAUAUGCGCACACCCUGAUGACAAUCAAAGGAGGCAGCUGAGUGAGUCGACGGGUCUUUUGCUACAUCAAGUGAAGUUUUGGUUCCAGAAUAAGAGGACCCAUGUAAAGCAUCUAAGUGGAAGAGAAGAGAACUACAGGUUGAAAGUAGAGAAUGAUACGCUGGAGGAGGAAAACAAUAGGCUUAGGCAGUUGCAGAGCAAUGCUCCUGCUCCUGCUCCCUGUCCCAGAUGCAUUAAUGAUCCAGGACACCUCCUACUCGAGAAAGAAGUUGAACGGCUGAAGGAGCUUAACCAGAUGCUGCAGCAAGAGUUGCAGCUACUACAAAGCACGGGUAAUGAAAUACCUAUGGCUAUGGAUUCAGCUGCCGGCGCUUUCCAACUUGAUCCCUCGUUAGAAAAUGUCUUCGUAGUGCAACAUGACGAGCAGAUGCUUGCCAACCUAGCCCAGAACGCAGCACAGGAGUUUCUCAUCUUGGCUGACCCCAAUAGCGCUCUCUGGCUGAAUGUCCCCCGUGGUUCCUUCGAAACACUGAACAUGGUUGCCUACGCCCAAACAUUUCCUGGGCAGAUGGGUGUAGACACCAUCGCUAUGAAGACAGAGGCUACCCGUGCCAGCGCUGUGGUCAUGCUGGACCCUAAAAGUAUUGUGGAGUUUCUCAUGGAUGCUGAGAGCUAUGCCACAAUGCUCCCUGGACUCGUGUCCGCUGCAGAGACCACCAAGGUGUACAGUUGUCCUACCGGUCGCGAGGAAUACUAUGAUGGGGCUAUGCAGAUGAUGACUGUUGAGCUGGUGUUCCCCUCGCCUCUGGUGGCGGCUCGGAAAUGCACGUUCGUGCGCUACUGCAAGAGGCUGGAACAGCAGGGAGCCAUUGCCGUCGUCGACGUGUCUUUGGACGACGGUGCUAGGUGCCGCAAGAUGCCAUCAGGGCUACUGAUCCAGCCCAUAAGGUACAACAGCUGCAAGGUCACCGCCAUCGAUCACGUUCUAGUAGAUGGCACUAACACUCAUGACCUCUUCGGUCCAUGCCUGAGCGGCCUCCUCUUCGGAGCCAGGCGCUGGGUGACGAGCAUGGCGCGACAGUGCGCGCGAAUCAGAGACGUGUUCCAUGUCACCAACUGUACCCUCAACGUCACUUCAAGGGGGAGGAAGACCAUCAUGAAGCUGGCAGAUAAUCUGCUGGCCAACUUCACCAGCAGCGUCGCCGCCUACCAUGAGGACGCCUGGACCGUCCAGUGUGGGCUGGGCACGGAACAAGACAUCAAGAUCAUGUACAAGACGCAAAACGAGAGCAGCAGCAGCAGCCACACCGCGGUCGUGUGCGCGAGCGCGUCGUUCCUGGUGCCGCUGCACAUGGGGAAAGCGUUCGACCUGCUCAAGAACAAUAUGCUGCGUGCCAAGUGGGACGUCCUGGUGAAUGGAGGCUCCGUGAAGGAGGAGGUUCGUGUAGCCAAUGGCACCGGAAGUAACGACGCUGUCUCCAUCCUGCAUGUCAAGCAUGGCCACGGGGCAAACAGGGACACCAUGAUGAUCCUGCAGAACACCUGCUACGAUGCGUCUGGAGCGUUCAUGGUCUACUCCUCUCUUGACAAACAGCUCAUGGAGGUAAUUGGUGACAACCAGGCAAUGAGCAACAUUAGCCUCUUCCCCGCCGGCUUCUCCCUGGUUCCCCUCACCGACCCGGCGGGGCACGAUGGCGCCGGCAUUGCACAGCCUGGGGCAACUGUGAUGACUGCAGGGUUCCAGAUUCUGAUGAAGCUGGCCCGUGGGACUGGCCUUUGCCCUCGCUCAGUGACGUCGGCAGUCAAGAUCAUGACAGACAACGUUGCCAACAUCAAAGACGCUCUGUUGAACAGCCACCCUGUUUUCUAUAAGAGCAUCCAGCCUGUCAACUAG
Messenger RNA from Miscanthus lutarioriparius, 2280 nucleotides. NCBI's taxonomy places the organism in Eukaryota, Viridiplantae, Streptophyta, Magnoliopsida, Poales, Poaceae. The record is from the annotation of a GenBank genome assembly.